Messenger RNA from Megalops cyprinoides (Indo-Pacific tarpon), 942 nucleotides. RefSeq names its product olfactory receptor 52E8-like. Gene Ontology annotation, biological process: G protein-coupled receptor signaling pathway. Lineage: Eukaryota; Metazoa; Chordata; Actinopteri; Elopiformes; Megalopidae. Bases 1 to 942 code for a protein of 313 amino acids. Gene Ontology annotation, cellular component: membrane. The record is from RefSeq and is a predicted model, not a curated record. The transcript has 2 exons. Gene Ontology annotation, molecular function: G protein-coupled receptor activity; olfactory receptor activity.
AUGAGCCAGACCUCACUGAAUGUGACGUUGAUGUUCACUGCAUUUGGAUAUCCCCGUUCACUCAAUUACUUAUUUUUCGCUUUUACUCUUUUGGUGUAUCUUACUUCAGUUUUUGCAAACGUUUUCCUGAUGCUGAUUAUCUAUUUAGAAUCUAGCCUCCACAAGCCCAUGUACAUAUUUUUGUUCAACUUGGCAAUAAAUGGACUGAUAGGAAGUUCUACGGUCUGGCCAAAAAUCAUGGACUAUCUUCUCUCAGACACUAAAGAAAGCUCCCUUGAGGAUUGCCUGAUUCAGGCAUUUUGGACCAACUUCUACGGAGGUUCUGCAUACACUAUUUUAACACUAAUGGCUUAUGACAGAUAUGUCUCCAUUUGCAAACCUUUGCAAUACCACAGCAUCAUGACUCCCACUAAAGUGAAGCAACUGUUGACUGUUGCAUACAUCUUUCCUGGCUUCUCUAUAUCCAUUCAGGUAUAUCUAAUUUCAAGACUCCCAAUGUGCAGUUAUACCAUUCACAAGCUGUUCUGUGAUAACCUGGCAAUUGCUAAUCUAUCAUGUGUAACAAGUAAUCUGGUUAACCUGCAUGGUUUAUAUGUCAUUGUAGCUCUAGUAGUCUUGCCUUUAUGUGUAGUACUGCUUUCUUAUGUCAAGAUACUUCUUGUGAGCUUGAAAACCUCAAAGGAAGCACAAAAGAAAGCUCUAAAUACAUGUACUCCUCACUUAAUCACUUUCAUUAAUUUCUCCCUGGCUUCUCUCUUCUCUGUCAUUUAUAAUAGAUUCAGCCUGUAUCUGCCUAGAGAGAUUAAUGUAUUCAUGUCAGUGCACUUCGUCUUGGUCCCUCCUCUGUUACAUCCAAUUAUAUAUGGAAUCAGAACUCAGGAGAUCAGGAAAUGUCUUACGAAAAUAAUAAGAAAAAGGAGAAUUUUUCUGUCUGCCAUUUGA